AUUGACGCAUACAGUUAUUCUCAGCAACGAGUGAGACCAAAAAAAAAGUUGGCGCUUCCAAAAUUGCUUUUUUUUUCUGGGAGUCACUCGUGUUUCUAACCGCUAAAUGAGUCAACUGACCGAAGAGAACAUUGCUGAAUUUCAUCGUCUGGGAUACACUAUUCUUCGAAAUGCUUUGACGCCAGAGGAACUACACGCAUUACAUGAAGAAGCCGACAUGCUGAUGAACUACCUAAUGUCGGAAGAUAUCGAUAUUGUUCGCGAUUUGGGAUGUAUCAUAGAGCCGUUGACCUGUGGGUAUCUUGAUCCGCCAAGGUCGCGUGAUUACACAUACAAAACAGACGCUUACAUGGAACGACGCAACAGUAUAUUGGAUCAGAGCAUGGCCAGUCAAGUAACUCUCUGCAGUAUAGCUCGAUCAGCUUCCAAGUUGCUUGGCAGUAGUUGUGUGUACUUGCUCAAUGAACAAUAUAUUGUCAAACCUCCGGCUACAGCCUCCAAGUCACAAUUUGCAUGGCAUAGAGAUUCAGAUUAUUACGCAGACGCAGCGCUACAAGAUGAGCCAACCGUGGCGUGUUGGACGACACUUGAUCCAGUCGAUGCAGAUAAUGGCUCUAUUGCGUUGAGUGCCUUUGGAUCAACGGGACCAUCAAUAACACAAGUGGUCGAGGCGCCCGCAGGCAGUAUCGUAUUCAUGUCCAACAAGUUAUUCCAUAAGAGUACCGGGAAUGCGACUUCCAAAUUUCGCCGUGUUUUUAUGCCACAAUACUCUGCUCGUCCUCUUCUAGAAACAAAUACUUCUCGCUGUGUCGCACUUGCCGUUCCUUGCGAAAUUUAGAAAGCCAACCAUGUUCUUUUUCCAGUUUUUCCCCCACUGUUACUGCUAGUGCAACUGUACUAUUUUUCUUUGUAUUCCAGCUAUUACAGAGUACUAUACAAACGGUACACGCAUAUGGUUCGAUUCUCGGGAUGAUCCAUAGCGAAGUAGAUCGUUGAAUCCUGUGCGGCAUUGCAAAGGUAG
Molecule: messenger RNA, 1021 nt
Organism: Radiomyces spectabilis
Lineage: Eukaryota; Fungi; Mucoromycota; Mucoromycetes; Mucorales; Radiomycetaceae
Exons: 5
Coding region: 107-838 (243 amino acids)
Source: RefSeq, a predicted model, not a curated record